AUGGCAUUGCCGUCCAAGAUUCUGAUUGUAGGAGGGGGGGUGUUUGGAUUAUCCACCGCCCUCUCCCUGUCAAAGCGACACCCAGAAUCCAAAGUAACAGUAGUAGAGUCCUCACCAACAAUCCCAAACCCACAUGGCUCAUCUGUGGACACAUCCCGGAUUGUGCGGGCCGACUACGCCAACGCAGCAUACUCCAAGCUCGCGGCAGCGGCCAUUGACCGCUGGCGCAGCACAGACUGGGGCCGUGAUGGCCGCUACACGCAGAACGGCCUGCUACUCGUGUACCCAGCAGACAGCGCCAGUGCCAAGGAGUACGCACGCAAGAGCUACGCCAAUGUGCGCCAGAUCGAGGGCGACAACGUCACCUUCCUGCCGACCCAAGCGGACGUCCUCAGCGUCGUUCCGGCCUACGGUUCGACCCUCGAUGUCGCUGGCGGCUACGUGAACUGGGGCUCUGGAUGGUCUGAUGCUGCGGGCAGCGUGCAGUAUGCUAAGACACUCCUCGACGCUGAGGGUAAGGUUACCUUCCGUACUGGUGAUGUCGAACGUGUGUUAUAUGACACGAACGGCGCGAAGCCUAAAGCUACCGGUGUCGUCUUGGCGGAUGGUUCGACUCUCGAGGCGGAUCUCAUUGUGCUGGCGACUGGAGCGUGGACGUCGAAACUUGUUGACUUGCGUGGGAGGGCUGUUGCAACUGGACAGGCGAUUGCGUAUAUGCGGAUCUCUGAUGAGGAGCAGCGAGAGCUGGAGAAUUUGCCUACAAUCUUGAACUUUGCCACGGGCAUCUUUAUUAUCCCACCCAGGGAUAAUCUGCUUAAGAUUGCCCGGCAUGCGUAUGGGUAUCUCAAUCCGGUUGAGGUGCCGGUUCCUGAUGCCGGGGCUUCGGGCUCGAUGGUGGUUAGUCUACCUGAGCAGGGGGUUCCUGUACCGCUUGAAGGACAGGAGGCGUUCCGGGUUGCGUUGAGGCAGCUUUUGCCGCGGUUCGCGGAGAGGGAGUUUUUCGAUACGAGGGUUUGCUGGUAUACUGAUACGCCCACGGGUGAUUUCAUUGUUUCUUAUCACCCUGAGCACGAAGGUCUUUUCCUUGCUACCGGUGGUAGUGGGCAUGGGUUCAAAUUCUUCCCUGUCAUUGGAGACAAGAUUGUUGAUGCGCUAGAGGGCACUCUUGAUUCCGAGUUGAGUAAGAUGUGGGCAUGGCCUGAGGCUGCUGUGUCGGACGAAGAGGACUUUGAUGGCGAUGGUAGUCGGUCUGGGGAGAGGAGAGCGAUUUUGAAAGACGAGUUGGCGAAGGCACAGAAGGCUUCGCGGAGCAGUGUGCUUUAG
Penicillium expansum is the source of this 1323-nucleotide messenger RNA. RefSeq names its product NAD(P)/FAD-dependent oxidoreductase. Bases 1 to 1323 code for a protein of 440 amino acids. NCBI's taxonomy places the organism in Eukaryota, Fungi, Ascomycota, Eurotiomycetes, Eurotiales, Aspergillaceae. Gene Ontology annotation, molecular function: proline dehydrogenase activity; flavin adenine dinucleotide binding; L-pipecolate oxidase activity. The transcript is spliced from 3 exons. The record is from RefSeq and is a predicted model, not a curated record.